Messenger RNA from Pangasianodon hypophthalmus (striped catfish), 1299 nucleotides. RefSeq names its product dexamethasone-induced Ras-related protein 1. NCBI's taxonomy places the organism in Eukaryota, Metazoa, Chordata, Actinopteri, Siluriformes, Pangasiidae. The record is from RefSeq and is a predicted model, not a curated record. Gene Ontology annotation, molecular function: GTPase activity; GTP binding. The coding region runs from base 104 to 895 and encodes 263 amino acids. The transcript is spliced from 2 exons.
UCCAGGGGCUCAGCACAGAGAAACCUGACCCGCGUGUAGACUUGUUUCAACCCUUCCUGAGGACUAACUGAUAACCGCUUGCGUUUGAGCACCUGCAGAAGUCAUGAUUAAGAAAAUGUCUCCGUCCGAGCAUGACUUCGACAUCCCAGCUAAGAACUGCCACCGCAUGGUCGUGCUCGGAUCCACCAAAGUGGGCAAGACGGCGAUCAUCUCUCGCUUCCUGAACGAGCGCUUUGAUGAUCAGUACACGCCGACCAUCGAGGACUUCCACCGCAAGUUCUACAGCAUCCGCGGAGACGUCUAUCAGCUGGACAUCCUGGACACGUCCGGAAACCACCCGUUCCCUGCCAUGAGGAGGCUCUCCAUCCUGACAGGUGAUGUUUUCAUCCUGGUGUUCAGCUUGGACAAUCGAGCCUCUUUCCAGGAGGUGCAGCGACUCAAGAGGCAAAUCUUUGAGACCAAGUCAUGUCUAAAGACCAAGACGAAGGAGAGCGCAGAUGUGCCACUGGUCAUCUGUGGCAACAAGUGCGAUCGUGAGUUCACUCGUGAGGUUUCAGACGACGAGAUCGAGCGACUGGUGGCGGGGGACGAGCGCUGUGCCUACUUCGAGGUAUCGGCCAAGCGCAACACCAAUGUGGACAUCAUGUUUCACGCGCUCUUCACCAUGGCUAAACUGCCCGACGAGAUGAGCCCGGACCGGCACCGCAAGAUCUCACUGCAAUGUGGUGAUGUGCUGCACAGAAAAUCCCUGCGCAAUCGUAAGUUCAAGGACGGCGGAGACGCGUACGGCAUCGUGGCUCCCUUCGCAAGGCGGCCGAGUGUGCACAGCGAUCUCAUGUACAUUAAGGAGAAAGCCUUACAUCAAGGCACCAAGGAUCGCUGUGUCAUUUGCUAAACAGACUAAUCGGACUCUGAAUGUGAACACUCCAGAGGGGCACAACAGUACUAAAGGUCACGGUGACACCAGCACUUUGGGUUCUAUCCCGCGAUUCGUGAGACCCGUGCUUUCCGGGUUUGAUCAUGUGGUGGUGGUGGUGGUGCGAGCAAACAAGUUGGAGAUUCUUCAACAAACCUGCUAUAAGCAUUUCGCCGAAAAGACUCUCCCGACCGACUAGUUCGCUGUGAAACUUGAGCACUUGUUUACAGUUUGCUAGAAUAUUUUAUUUAAAAAAAAGAACGCAAUGAACUUGAAUGUCUGUGGCAUUGUGAACAAAAUACAUGAAUGUAUAUUUAUUCUUCUAUGUCAGCGUUUACUUUUGUUACAAAAAGGAAAAAUAAAAGAUGAAUCAAAUGUAAAAA